Molecule: messenger RNA, 11945 nt
Organism: Dama dama (fallow deer)
Lineage: Eukaryota; Metazoa; Chordata; Mammalia; Artiodactyla; Cervidae
Gene: CTIF
Product: cap binding complex dependent translation initiation factor
Exons: 13
Coding region: 7399-9201 (600 amino acids)
Biological process (GO): regulation of translational initiation
Cellular component (GO): cytosol
Molecular function (GO): protein binding; translation activator activity; RNA binding
Source: RefSeq, a predicted model, not a curated record
AUUCAUGGGUCACUUGGGGAGCUACUUAGAGUUUGCACCAUGAGAUCACAAAAGUGGUCUGCUGGACAGUGUGUGUCCCCAAGCAGGAAGGUGUUGAGAAUGACAGUGUUUUCCCAGCAUGCAGUUGAUUUGUCUCUGGGUGUCGGUCUACAGCGCCCUGGGCUCUUCUUUGAGGAGGCCAAAGGCUUUCUGCUCCUUUGCAUCCCCAGGUCAGCUGGCAUCUGCGGGGUCCAUUUAGUCAACAGGUGCCCUGUGGGCUUAUGCAGAGCAUGAGCUGUCUUUGCCCUGGGAUUGCAUCAGCCAGCUGGAUGCCCGGAUAUCCUGACAAACCCAGUGGUGAAGGUCAGGGAUUCUGGAAAGGUACCCAGUUUCUCCUCCCUCUAAAAACUGUUCUCCGUGUUCACAUUUUACUGGCUUGCCCCAGACCUUUUAGCUUUAAGACUCUUCUGUUAACAUUUGGUUCAGUUUAGCAGGCGUGUUAUCAGACGCCUGCUGCGGGUCAGAGGAAUUCGGCUGAACCUGGCAGGGUCCUUGCCUCCUGACUUCAUUUUGGCGGGGAAGACAGACUGGCCUUGUGUUCGUGUGGUACGGAAAGUAGGGGGAAAAGAAAAAGAAAAGUGCUGAGGCAGCCAGAAGUAGGGUGUCUCCAAUUUUUUUGUCCAAAUGGAGGCACCUUUGAGAGUGAAAGGGAGGACUCAGAGGUAAACGGGGACUGUCCUGGGCAAAUGGGGGCUUAUGGCCACGUGGGCCUGGGAGGGUGAAGGUGUGUGGGCCGUCCCUGACAGCGUUGUCCGUCCUUUGUGCUACAGGAUGCACGCGGGGAUGCUCUAGGGGAGGGGCUUGGCUGCCAGAGAAACUGGCAUCUGUUUCCUGUUUUUCUCAGGGGCUGGAGAGGAAAGCUUUAUCUGUGGGAACUGUGGACCACGAACUCUGAUGGGAUUCGGUUUAAGGUCACGAGGUUUCAUCUUAUAUCGACCUCACUGUGAUCUCAGUUUUGGAGCCAGAGAUGGACAUUUGGAGAGAGGAGAACCACUUGGCUUGCAGAAUGUUAUUGGCUGCAGCCGAGAGGACACCGGACUAACAGUUGCUUAGAAAACAAGAUGUUUAUAGACCUAACUAACCAGAAGUCUAAAUGUUGUGGGUUCUAACAGUUGCUUAUUUCAGUGGGGCAGGGAUAAUUUUAAGCAUUCAUUCUAACCUUGCAGGCAGCCAUUUACAGCAUAUUGGCUCAGGCUUGUCCCCUCACGGUCACAGCAUUGCCGCCACACUCCACCUAUCACUUUCUCAUGUAACUGUAUUAGAAGGCAGGCAGGCAGGUGAGUUUCUCCAUGUGUCUUAAAAAAAUAUUUUUCUUUUCUUUUGAAGUAUCAGUUCAGUUCAGUUCAGUCACUCAGUCGUGUCCGACUCUUUGCGACCCCCUGAAUCACAGCACGCCAGGCCUCCCUGUCCAUCCCCAACUCGAGGAGUUUACUCAUACUCAUGCCCAUCGAGUCAGUGAUGCCAUCCAGCCAUCUCAUCCUCUGUCGUCCCCUUCUCCUCCUGCCCCCAAUCCCUCCCAGCAUCAGGGUCUUUUCCAAUGAGUCAACUCUUCGCAUGAGGUGGUCAAAGUACUGGAGUUUCAGCUUCAGUGUCAGUCCUUCCAAUGAACACCCUGGACAGAUCUUCUUUAGGAUGGACUGGUUGGAUCUCCUUGCAGUCCAAGGGACUCUCAAGAGUCUUCUCCAACACCACAGUUCAAAAGCAUCAAUUUUUCGGCACUCAGCUUUCUUCACAGUCCAACUCUCACAUCCAUACAUGACCACUGGAAAAACCACAGCCUUGACCAGACGGACCUUUGUUGUAUAGUGAUGUAAAAUAUUGCAUGUUAUAGGUAUAUAAUAUGUGUGCUUCCCGGGUGGCUCAGUAAAGAAUCCACCUGCAACGCAGGAGACCUGGUUCGAUCCCUGGAUUGGGAACAUCCCCUGGAGGAGGAAAUGGCAACCGACUCCAGUAUUCUUGCCUGGAGAAUCCCAGAACAGAGGAGCCUGGUGGGCUAUAGUCCAUGGGGUUGCAAAAAGUCGUAUAGUUGAUGUAUAAUGUCUGUUACAGGUGUAUAAUAUAGUGAUGCACAAUUUUUAAAGAUUAUAUUCCAUUUAUAGUUACUAAAAAUAUUGGCUCUGUUCCCCACGUUGUACAAUAUAUCCUUUUAGUUUGUUUUAUACAUGCUAAUUUGUACCCAAGCCCCUAUACUUACUUUGCCCUUCCCCACUUCCUUCUCUCCACUGGUAACCACUCGUUUGUUCUCAAUAUCUGCGAGUCUGCUUUUUUGUUACAUUCACUAGUUUGCAGUAUUUUUUAGAUUCCCCAUAUAAAUGAUAUCAGAUAGUAUUUGUCUUUCUCUAACUUAUUUUACCUAACGUAAUGCCUUCCAAGUCUAUCCAUGUUGCUUAAGUGGCAACAUUUCAUUCUCUUUUAUGUCUAGCUAGGGUUCCAUUGUGUGUGUGUGUGUGUGUGUGUGUGUGUGUGUGUGUGAGUGUGAGUGAGUGUGUUUCACAUCUGAUGCAUUCAUCUGUUGAUGGACACUUAGGUUGUUUUCAUAUCUUAGCAAUUGUAAAUAAUGCUGCUAUGAAAAUUAGGGCACACGUAUCUUUUCAAAUUGGUGUGUUUUUGUUCUCUUCAGGAGUAGAAUUGUUGGGUCAUAUGGUAGGUCUGGUUUUUUCUUUUUUUUUUUUUGGCCCCACCCCGUAUUUUUUUGUUUUUUUGAGAAACUUCCAUGCUGUCUUGCACAGUGGCUCUACCAUCCUUAUGCCUUCAUUUAUCAGGUGUGAAAACCUUUCCCAGAAUCCCCCUGCUAGUAUUUCCCAUCAAGUUACAUUGAAGAGACGUGAAGAGGGGGAUGAUGGUUGGGUUGACUGCAAACUCAUUCAUACCAGAGAGAAUCCAACCACGGGGGCAGCACACCUUAAGAGCCCACGUUGAGCCAAAGACCUCUGCAUCUUUCACCUUAUCUUGUUUCCAUUCCCCACGAGACCCAGAUAGAUGGCAGGUGAGGGUGGUGGUGAGGAGAGGGUGGUAGCCUGGUUCUAGGAUUCCACAGGCUGAACGCAGCGUGGUAAGGACAAGGGUGGUGUGGGCUGGGCUGCUUGUGGACAAUCCUGGGGGCCUGGUUUUAAUCCUCUGGCAGCCCGACCCCUGCUUUAUCCCCAUAGGGUCUUAAUGAUUUUAGUUACCUCAUUAGAGCCAAGUUUACUUAAUGCAUCUGGAAUAGAUUUUAAAACCAGAAAAGCAGAUGAGUGUCUUUCAGAGUUCGCAGUUCCCCAGCUGCCUGCUCAUGAUCUCUGUAGAUCUGGAAGCCCAACCUCUCUGGCUCCAGCAUUCAGACAGCGGGGACGAAGCCUUCCAAUCCUAGUGGCUGAGGACACCCUGAGGACCCGGACCGCUGUGGAUGGGCGGUCGUCAGAGGCACCAGGGUUAUUACCCCGGCACUCUUGUGAAGAGUGGGAGUGGACAGGGCUAAUGUACUUCUUCUAAUGCGGGAAUUGAAGCGGGCAAAACAAGGUCACAUACCACACGAGUCAGUGAGAAAACAAAUUAAGGGCUGGUUCUCCAUUCAGUAAACCUCCCUUCUCUGCCUUAAAGUAUAGCAUUCACUGUUGGGGAACAUAGGCUGAUUUUCAGUCGACUUAUCUAGGAAGCCACGUAUUCAUUUUAAAUGUGCAUUAAAGAAAGAAUAUAUCACUAGUAUAUGAAACGUGAUUUCAUUAUUGCUUAGCAGGAAACUUAGUUUAAUAAAAGUCAACAAAGUCAACAAUGAUGUUAUACCUGGUACCCAGCUAGGAUAGAAAACUCCAAGGUGGUGAAUUUGGGGGAAAUGCUGCCAAAAUCAAGUUUGGGUUGGGUUUCUGUCACUUGGCACUGGGUGAGUUCUGAAUAAUACAUGACUGAUUUUAGCCCAAGGCUACCUCUUUUCAUGUAACAAAUGCUGGUUUCUAAGUAUUGAUUUACACAAAACUUAUAUACAUAUGAUUGUAGUUUGGAUUCAUGAAAGGAAAGUGAAAAUCACUCAAUUGUGUCCAAGUCUUUGCGACCCCAUGGACUAUAGAGUCCAUGGAAUUCUCCAGGCCAGAAUACUGGAGUGGGUAUUCUCAGUGGGUUUUCUUCUCCUACAUUGUGGGACAGAUUCUUUACGAGCUGAGUCACAAGGGAAGCCCAAGAAUACUGGAGUGGGUAGCCUAUCCCUUCUCCAGCGGAUUUUCCCGACCCAGGAGUCGAACUGGAGUCUCCUGCAUUGCAGGCGGAUUCUUUACCAAUUGAGCUAUCAGGGAAGCUAUCAUGAAAGGAGGUUAUUACCUAAAGAAAACCUGAGUAAAUAUUUUUGUAAAGCAAAGAAUCCUCUUUUAUAUGGAUAAUACAUGUUUUCUUUCAAAAGCAAAUUUAGCCUUUUAAACAAUAAUUUCUGUUAUACAGGAUUUUGAUAACCAGAAACUUCUUCUUUAAAAAAAAUAAGUUAUUUUUGUUUAUUUUUGGCUGUGCUGGGUCCUCACUGCUGUGUGAGCUCUUCUCUAGUUGUGGCGAGCAGAGGCUACUCUCUGGAGUGCGUAAGCUUCUCGUUGCGGUGGCUUCUCCUGGUGCGGAGCAUGGGCUCUCGGGCGCUCCGGUUUCAGUAGUUGGAGCUUGUGGCCUCAGUACUUGUGGUUCCUGGGCCCUUGAGUGCAGACUCAGUAUUUGUGCACAGGCUUACUUGCUUCUCGGCAUGUGGGAUCUUCCCAGACCGGGGAUCAAACCUGUGUCUCCUGCAUUCACAGGCUGAUUCUUUGCUGCUGAGCCAUCAGGGAAGCCCCCAGAAACUUACUGCUUCUACUGCUAAGUCGCUUCAGUCGUGUCUGACUCUGUGCAACCCCACAGACGGCAGCCCACCAGGCUCCGCCGUCCCUGGGGUUCUCUAGGCAAGAACACUGGAGUGGGUUGCCAUUUCCUCCUCCAGUGCAUGAAAGUGAAACCAGAAACUUAAUCAGUACCCAAAUAACUUUAGCACAAUGACAGUUAAUGUAUUUGUCAGAAAAAUCAUCUUAGCAUCAAAUGUGCUGCAAUAAAGAAUGUUCUGUUUGACAUCCUUUCUCCAACCCAGUGAUGAAUACUCUUGUCUAAGUUAACUGAGGGCUCCAUUUUAGAGCUAAUUCAUCCUGGUGACCCUGACAAAGUUUAACUCUCUCUAUUUGAGUAAAUUCUGAUCAUCUAGAAGAGUUAUGUUGAAACUGAGGCAAUCACUUGUACCACUGGACUCAACAUUUUCAGGCUGAAUUAUUCUCUUCCCUCUUGUGUUGUUGACCAUAUUUUCUGACCCAGAAAUCAGGACGUGCAUUUGCAUAUUUGAAAUUAGGACUUCUCCCACCAGUGGUCUUGUAUGUAGAUUGGGACUCUGGGGUCUCAUUCUCAAAUUUGUUGAUGUGCUUAUGCAGAUUCAAAAUUCCUUUUUUUUUAGAUAAAAAUAUUUGUCCUAUCUUCAGAGCCUUCUGAGACCUACUUUUUCUCUAUUUUACCCUCAACUAUCUUAGCUCCUUGCAGUUCUGCUCCCAGUACAAUGUGUGUGUGGGUUUUCUACACCACGAGGCAUUCUCUGACACCAGCUGUGUGUCCUACAAUAUAACUCAGUUCUGACUCUACCUACCUGGGGACAGCAUCAGAUCCCACAGGUUAAGGGCUCAGUCUCCCACCCCAAGCUUCAGAUGCUAUGCUUCUGACUGGCUUUCAGUGAUCCCUCUCCCUGGGUCCUGCUAAUUUGUUAGCAGCUCACGGACUCAGAGAAACAUUUUACUUGCUGAGUUUCAGAAACAGUCAGGUGGAAGAGGUGUGAAGGGCAAAGUAUGGGGAGAGGGCUCAGAGUUCCCAUGCCUUGCUGGAGUGCACCCGUCUCUGCAAAUCUCCAGAUGUCCACCGACCUGGAAGCGCUCUGAACCCCAUCUUCUUGGGGGAUAUUAGGAAGGCUUCAUUACUUAGAAAUGCUUGAUUAUAUCAUUGGCCAUUGGCAGUUGAUUUAACCUCCGGUCUCUCUCCCUGGAGGUCAGGGAUGGGACGAAAAUUUCCUACCCUCCAGUCACAUGGUUGGUUCCCCUAGCAACCAGCUCCCAUCCUUAAGUUUCCAAAAGUCACUUCAUUAACAUAAGCCUAGUUGUGGUGGAAGGGAUUUGUUUUGAAUAUCAAGACACCUUUAUAACUCUUAUAAAUUCCAAGUGUUUUAGGAGCUCUGUGUCAGGACUGGUUGAAGACCAAAAAUAUAUUUUUUAUUAUAGAGCACAUAUCACAUAUGUUUUUUAAUAUAACAACAUUAAAUCUGGGGUCUGCAUUCCUACCCUAUCCCCCGAAAUCCUAACAAACGAAAGAAAAUUUUGCUGUGUUAUCUGUAAGGGUAGAUAGCUUUGUGGCCUGAGCAAAUGAUGGAAAUUAAGAAGCCUAGUCUGGUUACUAUUGCUGUGUAACAAACAAUCCUAAAACCUAGUGCCUUAAACAGCGUUAAUCUUUUAUUUUGCUUAGGAGCCUGCCACUUGGGCAGGGCUCAGUAGGUACGACUCACGUCUACUCCAUGUGGUAUUGGCUGGGAUCUCUCUACCAAGGCCGGAAGAUCCACUUCCUAGACGGCUUGUUUCUGAGGCUGGCGAGUUGUGUUGGCUUCGCCUCCAUGGGGCUUCUCCACAGGGCCUCAUGGGCUUCCUCAAAGCAUGGCGGCUAGGUUCCAAAGGGAACAUCCCAAGAAACAGGAAGGAGAAGCUGCGAUUUCCCAAAGGCUUGGUCUGGAAACCUGGUGUCUCUUUCAUGUUUCGUGUAUCAUCCUUGCAACAGCCACCAAGGCCAGAUUCAAUAGGAAGGGACAUAAACCUUACUUCUUGGUUGGGGGAGGUGGUGUCAGAGACUUGGGGUCCAUGUUUUAAACCACAGGAGGAGAGGAAUGUCCUGCCUUCUCACAGGCCUUCACCGAGGUUUAGAGUUCAUCCUCUUGCAGUAUUUGAUGUGCAGGUGAAAAAAGAAGUGUCUAUAAAACUUUGAAUCGUUUAGACACAGUUAUAGUUAAUAAAUGUCCCUUUUAUAUUCUAGCCCUUUAAAAAGUGGCUUCCCCUUGUCACAGGUAUGUGGGCGUCUUCAUUUAAUCAGUCACUCCCAGAACUGGCUGAGGUACAGGCAUGUAGGCACUUGGCCUUGCGGGGCGGGAGGCGUCCCCAGGCAGGGCUUGCCAUGGUUAUUGGCCUUCCCGGAGCAGCUCUACUGUGGCAAGAGCCGGCACUGGGCCACAGCGAUGAACGGGAAGACACCCCGGCCCGUGCCCAUUUCCGGGGGAGCCCAGGCCGUAUGGCGGAUGGACAGCAGUGGCCUCGGAUCCCUUGUUCUCUGGUGUCCUGCUGCUGCCCAGGCCCCUGAGCGGGAGGGAUGGAGAACUCUUCAGCAGCGUCCGCCUCCUCCGAGGCUGGGAGCAGCCGCUCCCAGGAGAUCGAGGAGCUUGAGCGCUUCAUUGACAGCUACGUGCUGGAGUACCAGGUGCAGGGACUGCUGGCCGACAAGACGGAGGGUGAUGGCGAGAGCGAGAAGACACAGUCCCACGUCUCCCAGUGGACAGCAGACUGCAGUGAGCACCUGGACAGCAGCUGUUCCUUCUCCCGAGGACGAACGCCCCCGCAGCAGAAUGGCAGCAAAGACACCUCUCUGGACAUGCUGGGCACAGAUAUCUGGGCUGCCAACACCUUCGAUUCCUUCAGUGGUGCCACCUGGGACCUGCAGCCUGAAAAGCUGGACUUCACCCAGUUCCACCGGAAGCUCCGACACACGCCCAAGCAGUCCCUGCCACACAUCGACCGAGAAGGGUGUGGAAAAGGGAAGCUGGAAGAUGGGGAUGGAAUCAACCUGAAUGACAUCGAGAAGGUCCUUCCAGCCUGGCAGGGCUACCACCCGAUGCCCCACGAGGUGGAGAUCGCGCACACGAAGAAGCUGUUCCGGAGGAGGAGAAAUGACCGAAGGCGGCAGCAGAGACCCCCAGGAGGGAACAAGCCCCAACAGCACGGUGACCACCCGCCGGGCAGUGCCAAACACAACAGGGACCACCAGAAAUCCUACCAGGGGGGCUCGGCGCCCCACCCCUCAGGGAGGUCCAGCCACCACGGCUAUAGCCAGAACCGGCGCUGGCACCACGGCAACAUGGAGCAUCCUUCCGGCGACAAGGGGAAGGCAGGCGCCCACCGCAACGCCAAAGAGACCGUGCCCACGGAGAGCCCCAGACUCGAGGACGCCCUGGGGGACGCUGGGCACGGCAGCCUCGAGUCCCCCCGCAGCCCUGAUGCCCUGGCCCCGGCGGCUUCCGAGAGGCUCACCCUGCUGCAGCCGGGGUGUCCAGAGGCCGAGACAAAGCUUAAAGACAGUAUUAUUCCCGAGCGCGGCGGGGAGCGCCCCAAAAUUACCCUGCUCCAGUCUUCCAAAGACAGGCUGCGGCGAAGGCUGAAAGAAAAGGUACCGGAUGAAGUGGCUGUGGAGACCACCAGCCCUCAGCAGAACAAGAUGGACAAGUUGAUCGAGAUUCUGAACAGCAUGCGGAACAACAGCAGCGACGUGGACGCCAAGCUCACCACCUUCAUGGAAGAGGCCCAGAACUCCACCAACUCGGAGGAGAUGCUGGGGGAGAUCGUGCGGACCAUCUACCAGAAGGCUGUGUCCGACCGCAGCUUCGCCUUCACAGCCGCCAAGCUCUGCGACAAGAUGGCACUCUUCAUGGUGGAGGGGACCAAGUUCCGCAGCCUGCUGCUCAACAUGCUUCAGAAGGACUUCACGGUGCGGGAGGAGCUGCAGCAGCAGGACGUGGAGCGCUGGCUGGGCUUCAUCACCUUCCUGUGCGAGGUCUUCGGCACCAUGCGCAGCAGCACGGGCGAGCCCUUCCGCGUGCUGGUCUGCCCCAUCUACACCUGCCUCAGGGAGCUCUUGCAAUCUCAGGAUGUGAAGGAAGAUGCCGUCCUGUGCUGCUCAAUGGAGUUGCAGAGCACAGGCCGACUGCUGGAGGAGCAGUUGCCCGAGAUGAUGGCUGAGCUCCUGGCCAGCGCCCGCGACAAGAUGCUGUGCCCCUCGGAGUCCAUGCUGACCCGGUCCCUGCUGCUGGAGGUCAUCGAGCUACACGCCAACAGCUGGAACCCCCUGACGCCCCCCAUCACGCAGUACUACAACAGAACCAUCCAGAAACUGACCGCCUGACAGCUCAGGGGCCUGGCGGGCAGCCCGCAGGGCAGCUGGGGCCCUGGUGCUCAGAGCCAGAUGGACAGGCGGGAAGACAGGGGUGGCCCUGGCGGGAGAGAGGCGUGGGGAGGAAGGCAGGCAGAGCCGGCGGCCAGUCUGGAGCCAGACGGGGAAGGGACCGAAGCCCUGGGAGGAGCGGCCCCCCAUCCAAUGAGCCCCCCAGCCCGAGCAUGCGGCAGCUCGCACUAGUAAGGGCAGCAUGUGUCUUCUCCACGGUGGCCCGGCCCUCCUCCUCCUCGCCCCCUCCCAUGCAAGGCGUCCCCCCAACUCCCCCCCGCCGGGCUGUGCUGCGUGCAGGGGUUCAUCCCCUCAGAGGCCGUGGCAGCCCGCAUGCUGGGGUACAGCUUGGGUCAGAAAGGACCUCAGAAGGCUGGAAAAAGUGGGUCGGAGACGGGCUUGCAUUGUUCCCGCGCGCUGUCAGCCACAGUCGCCAACUGGCAGCAGGCGACAUGUAGCAGAUGUCCGGGAGGACAAAGGCAGGCACAGUCCCCACCAGCCGCCCCUAAUUGACGGCCUUUGUCCGCGCGGCCGGCGGGCUGGGGGACAGGGGCGAUCUCCUCUAACCUUCACGUUCCGCCCUCCCACCUUCCAGCCUCCUCCCUCAGCGCCCCCACCACCCCAUCCACCCCUCCCCCCCGCCCCGCGACCCUGAGCUGCAGGCCCACAGGGGGCCGGGGGGCCUCGAGGGGAGACGGAGUUUGCCGUUCUGCUUGCACUCUUUUGUUUUAUUGUGUUUUACUGUUUUCAAAAGUCAGCUGCUUUGAAGUCUCCUCUCUCAGUGCCGAGGGCCCCGCAAUGUGAUCACACAGACAGCCCCGCGAGAACCCCCUGAUUAGUGGGAGAUCAAACCCGGCCCCCCUCUGGAAGGAUCCUAGCCACAGACAGCUUGCCAGUAGCCAAUUAGGGUAAUUGGAAACUUCUGCCCCUGCAGGGGUCCCCGCUGGAACCCUGUGCUUCUCGGCCCCUGGCUUCUCCCCUGGCUUCUCUGUUCUCCGUUUCUAGCUUCCUCCCUCAAAGGGCCGAUCCUGUCGCCACUGGGAGAGCAUUAAACCCGUCCUGGCCUGGGGCCUGGGAGUGAACCGGGCUCGGAAAGAGGCUAGCGAAUUAAAAACCGGAAAGCUCAGUGAUGCUUCCCCAUGCCACACACAGAGGUGUUUUCUCAAGCUCUCCCUGGAUGGGGAGAUACAGGGGAGACGGGGACACCUCGUUCCCUAGGACUAACUCAAUGAGCUGAGUCCUCAGCUGUGGUCUGUGCCCCGGGGUGGGGAGAUCUCUGGGCACUAGUGCCCCAAGGCUGUUGGGAGGGGUGUGUUUGCUGAGUCAUGAGCAGGACUAUCAGGGGAUCCCAGCAAGCCACCCGCUUUCCAGGCUGGCAUCAAGGCUGGGGAUGCUUGGAGGGGCCAAAUCCUGGGGGCAGCCCCUUCUCUGACGGCUGGGGAGGAGGAUGAGGGGUGGGCCUUGGGAGGCUGGCUUCGGGUCAUCUCUGGUGUGUCUACACAGCCCCACUCCUGGUCUGGAGCCCCUAUUUCCAUGAGGCCCUAGAAGGCGGCUUGAGCCCAGCAGGGUCCUCAGUUGUUCUUCUGUUGAGGCCUGGGUCACCUUGAACCCCCGCCCCUGGCUGACUGGUCUGAUCAGGCUGGAGGAAAUGUCCCUUUGUUGAGUCUGGCAGAGCAGGCGGGUGGGGGUGGGGAGCGGCUUCCUCUGUACCCCCUGGCGUAUCCAUCCCAUCAGUCGCCACCUGCCUGCCAAUCCCCCAGGAAGAGCCUGUUGGGGAACAAGGGGAGGGGCACAGUUUACCUGGAAGGGGUCAGUGGCCUCUGCCAAGGAGCCCACACUGCCCCACUUCUGCCUUCUCCGCCCCCUUCCCCUUCCUCCCAAGCUCCUCCAUCUUCUCUUCACUGCCUUUCCUGCACCUUUUGGCUCAGCCUGGGCCCAGGGACACCAGAGGCCCCACGGGAGCCCUUGAGGGAAGAGCUGGGCUGACAUCAGGAUGCUCAGAGAGGCAUCAAGGAAAUCAUGGCCCCACAGGGUCAAGCAGCCCCCAGCCCAGCAAGCAGCCGCUCCCUGGCCGCCCUCCGAGAUUCGCACCUGGGCUGAAGGAAGGCCCUGCUUCCCUCAAGUGGGGUGGGGGGGUGUGUGUGUGUGUGAGUGUGCAUGUGAAUGUGUGUGUGUGUAUGUCUACAUGAGUGCAUCUACUGAGAAGGAAGCAGGACCCUGGAAGAAGGCUGAAGCCUACAAGUGAGGCUGAAAGUGGAGGAGGCAGAAGAGGGGGUCUCCCACCCCAGCCUUGGGCUCAGAGAGCAGGCUUCCUGAAGGGGCCCCAGACACCGUGCACUCGGGGGUGACAUUCCCUGGAUGGCCGGGCAAGGUAACAGCUCGGGCACCACCCUCCUAUGGCCCCUUCCUCCCGACAGCCUGCCUUGGCGGUCUUGCCUCAGGGCCAGCCCCUCCUUGACUGUCAGGACCAGAGUGGGGAGGAGUGAGAUAUAAAUAUGUACACAUAUAUAAAUAUAUUUUUAAUUACGUGUCGUGUUGCCGUGGCCUCCAGACAUAUAUGAUUCGCUUAGUUGAUUCCAUUGCUUGAGAGCGCUUCCUGGCUGAUCCACAUAACCGUCGAAGCUGUUUUUCUAAAUGCAGGUUGCUGCUACUUUUUCAGACGUGGAAGGAAAACGUUCCAAAAAAAAAUUUUUUUUUUUUUUUUU